Olea europaea var. sylvestris is the source of this 771-nucleotide messenger RNA. RefSeq lists its product as uncharacterized. Lineage: Eukaryota; Viridiplantae; Streptophyta; Magnoliopsida; Lamiales; Oleaceae. The transcript has a single exon. Bases 1 to 771 code for a protein of 256 amino acids. The record is from RefSeq and is a predicted model, not a curated record.
AUGCACAAGUUUCAGGAUCCACGGACGAUUUACAGACCUACAGAUAUCAUCAACGACAUCCGUCGAGAGUAUGGGGUGGUUAUGAGUUACCAGAAGGCCUGGAAGGCUAAAGAAUGUGCAUUGGAAGAUUUAAUGGGUUCGACAGAGGAGAGUUAUGCCAAAUUGGCCAGGUAUUGCCACAACAUGGUGAGAACUAAUUCUGACUCGACGUUUUUUAUUGAAACCGAUGGGCAAAAUCGUUUCAAGUAUUUUUUUAUGGCUCUUGGACAAUGCAUUAGAGGUUUUCGAAAUGCUAUGCGACCUCUAAUUCCAGUUGAUGGUACAACCCUAAGAGCUAGAUAUAAAGGAAAGUUGAUUAUUGCUACUUGUCAAGAUGCCAAUAUCCAAAUUUACCUUCUUGCAUUUGGCAUUGUCGAUGGAGAGAAUGAUCUAGCAAUGCGUUGGUUCUUCACGAAGUUGAGAGAAGUAAUUGGGAACAUCGAGAACCUUGCAUUUGUGACUGAUCGGGGGCAGUCAAUAAUAAAUGGUAUAGCCGAAGUUUUUCCAGAAGCACAUCAUGGUUAUUGUAUGUACGACAUUCAGGGCAAUCUGAAGACUAGGUACCGGGGCAGUGGCAUCGUUGCAUUGUUUAGGAGAGCUGCAGAAGCUUACAGCUUUGAAGAGUUUACAAAGUUCAUGGGCGAAAUAGAACAUAAAUUAGAAAGUGCAUGGGAAUAUCUAUCAGAAAUGGGGGUCAAACAUUGGGCACGGUCACAUUUUCCAGGACGUUGA